Molecule: messenger RNA, 2276 nt
Organism: Grammomys surdaster
Lineage: Eukaryota; Metazoa; Chordata; Mammalia; Rodentia; Muridae
Gene: Kif3a
Product: kinesin family member 3A
Exons: 17
Coding region: 134-2230 (698 amino acids)
Biological process (GO): microtubule-based movement
Molecular function (GO): microtubule binding; ATP binding; microtubule motor activity
Source: RefSeq, a predicted model, not a curated record
UGUCGCUGUGUGAGCCGCAGUCUCUGGAGCGCUAAGGUGUUUCGGUCGCCUGUGGCCAACCUCGCCCCAAAACCUGGUGUUGUUGGGCUGCAUCCGGAGCGGGGACGUUGGCGGAGCACCGGACGCGGCCACCAUGCCGAUCAAUAAAUCGGAGAAGCCGGAAAGCUGUGAUAACGUGAAGGUGGUUGUUAGGUGCCGGCCUCUCAACGAGAGAGAGAAAGCCAUGUGCUAUAGACAGGCCGUCAGCGUGGAUGAGAUGAGGGGGACUAUCACAGUCCAUAAGACCGACUCCUCCAACGAACCUCCAAAGACAUUUACUUUCGAUACUGUGUUUGGACCAGAAAGUAAACAACUUGAUGUGUAUAACUUAACUGCAAGACCAAUUAUUGAUUCUGUUCUGGAAGGCUACAAUGGUACCAUCUUUGCAUAUGGACAGACUGGGACAGGCAAGACUUUCACCAUGGAAGGUGUCCGCGCAGUGCCAGGGCUCAGAGGGGUUAUCCCCAACUCAUUUGCUCACAUAUUCGGUCACAUCGCAAAGGCAGAGGGCGACACAAGGUUUUUGGUUCGUGUGUCAUACUUGGAGAUAUAUAAUGAGGAAGUUCGAGACCUUUUGGGCAAAGAUCAGACACAGAGGUUGGAGGUUAAAGAAAGGCCUGACGUGGGAGUAUAUAUCAAAGAUUUAUCAGCGUAUGUAGUCAACAACGCUGACGACAUGGAUCGAAUCAUGACUCUAGGCCACAAAAACCGUUCUGUUGGUGCGACUAAUAUGAACGAGCACAGCUCCCGAUCCCACGCCAUCUUUACAAUCACUAUAGAGUGCAGCGAGAAAGGUGUGGAUGGAAACAUGCACGUCAGGAUGGGGAAGCUCCACCUUGUAGAUCUUGCUGGGUCAGAAAGACAAGCAAAAACUGGGGCCACAGGACAGCGCCUCAAGGAAGCUACCAAAAUCAACCUUUCAUUGUCCACCCUGGGCAACGUCAUUUCUGCCUUGGUGGAUGGAAAAAGCACUCAUGUGCCGUAUCGGAACUCUAAACUGACCCGUCUCCUGCAGGAUUCCUUAGGAGGGAACUCAAAAACCAUGAUGUGUGCAAAUAUUGGGCCAGCAGAUUAUAAUUAUGAUGAAACCAUCAGUACCUUGCGGUAUGCCAACCGCGCCAAGAACAUUAAAAACAAAGCUAGAAUUAAUGAAGACCCGAAGGAUGCUCUGCUUCGCCAAUUUCAGAAAGAAAUAGAAGAGCUGAAGAAAAAGCUUGAGGAAGGGGAAGAAGUGUCAGGCUCUGACGUCAGUGGGUCAGAGGAGGAUGACGAGGAGGGUGAACUUGGAGAAGAUGGAGAAAAAAGGAAAAAGAGAAGGGGUAAAAAGAAAGUUUCCCCAGAUAAGAUGGUGGAAAUGCAAGCGAAAAUUGAUGAGGAGAGAAAAGCACUGGAAACCAAACUCGACAUGGAAGAAGAAGAAAGGAACAAGGCUCGAGCUGAGCUAGAGAGACGGGAGAAGGACCUUCUGAAAGCCCAACAAGAACAUCAGUCUCUGCUGGAAAAACUGUCUGCUUUGGAGAAGAAGGUAAUUGUCGGUGGUGUGGACUUGUUGGCCAAGGCUGAGGAGCAAGAGAAGCUUCUUGAGGAGUCCAAUAUGGAGCUGGAGGAGCGGAGGAGGAGAGCUGAGCAGCUUCGGAAAGAACUAGAGGAAAAAGAGCAAGAACGCUUGGACAUCGAGGAAAAAUACACCAGUCUGCAAGAGGAGGCACAAGGAAAGACGAAGAAAUUAAAGAAAGUCUGGACCAUGCUGAUGGCUGCAAAGUCAGAGAUGGCUGAUCUCCAGCAAGAGCAUCAGAGGGAAAUUGAAGGCCUCCUGGAGAACAUUCGGCAGCUCAGCCGUGAGCUGCGGCUGCAGAUGCUCAUCAUUGAUAACUUCAUACCUCAGGAUUACCAGGAAAUGAUUGAAAACUAUGUCCACUGGAAUGAAGACAUAGGAGAAUGGCAGCUAAAAUGUGUGGCCUACACAGGAAAUAACAUGAGGAAACAAACUCCAGUCCCUGACAAGAAGGAGAGAGACCCAUUUGAAGUAGACCUUUCCCAUGUGUACCUCGCCUAUACAGAGGAGAGUCUUCGUCAGUCUCUGAUGAAGUUAGAAAGGCCACGGACCUCCAAGGGGAAAGCAAGGCCAAAGACAGGGAGAAGAAAGCGUUCUGCAAAGCCUGAGACCGUAAUUGAUUCUUUACUUCAGUAAAUGUUACAGAAUUAAAAUUACAAUAAUAAAAAAGAGUGAUAUCUCA